AUGAAGUCAUCUGGAAAAAAAAAGAGGAGGGAUAUAGAAUACGAUAGUUGUAUAGAUUUUGAAUAUUUGUAUAAAAAAAAAAAAAAUUAUAAAAAAAAAUAUUCUAUAUAUAGGGAAAAAAAUUAUAGUGAUUCCGAAAUAUAUAAUAAAAGAAGAUUUCAGAUAAAAAAACAAAAUAGAUAUAUAUAUAUACAUAAACAUUAUAAUAAAGAUGAUAAAAAAUAUGAGAAUAAAUUAUGUUUGCUUGAUGAUGUAAUUGUAUAUAAAAAUUAUUUUGAUAAAUAUGAUGAACAAAACAAUGAAAAAAUAAAAAAUUUAAAAAACAUUUUAAAAAUAUAUGAAAAUGUAUCAAAUAAUGAAAAAAAAAAAUUAUAUCAAAUAAUAAAAUCUUUUUCAUAUACACAAGGUGGGUUUCAAAAUAAUAAAAUAAGACAAAAGAUAUGGUUAUUGUUACUUGGGUUUAAUAUAAAUUUAUCAAAAAAUAAGGAAUAUAAUGAACAUCCAAUAAAUAUAUUGUGUAAAAAAUAUAGAAAUAAAUUUAUAUAUAAUAACUUUUCUAAUCAUUUUAAAUUGAUAUGGAAUAAAUCACAGCAUCAAGCAUGUAUAACAUCUUCUGUUACUUCUCAUGUAAGUGAAACUAUUUCGGAAAAAAAAAAAAAUCAAAUUUGUAGUAAAAAUUAUAGUCAAAAUUCUAGUCAAAUUUGUAGUAAAAAUUCUAGUCAAAUUUCUAACAAAAUAUCUAGUCAAAAUUCUAAUUUUGAAACUUCAAAAGAUUCAAUAGUAAAAACUAAUUCUGAUAUCGAUCGAAAUGAAAAAUCGGAAUCAUUAAUUAGUUUAUUCGAUCAGAACAGGGGGAAUGGCAUGCCGAAUAAAAAUGCGGAAAAUGACAUGCCAAAAAGAGGUAUCAAUAUAAUUUGUAAUUCGGGUGAGCAAGUUGACAAUGUGAUUAAUAGUGAUAUGUGGAAUCCUGAUUUCUCAUCUAUGUGUUUACGAAAAAGAAAAAAAAAAUGCAUACUCGGAAGGAGAAAUAUAACAAAUAGUUUUAUAUCAGAAAAAAAAGAUAAAAAUGAAAAUUUGAUUAAUAUAAAAAAAAAACGAAAAAAAAAUAACACAGAAUAUAGCAAAAAAAAAACGAAUGAAAUAUUUGAUCAAAGAGAAAAGAAUAGUAGAGAAAUAAAAUGUACAUAUUUAUUUGGAAAUAAUAAAAAAUAUCAUAAAAAUUUUUUGUAUAAAUAUAUUUCACCAAAAACAAAUACCGAACUUGGUUAUUCUAUUAAUUUAUCUAAUUUAGAUGAAUAUUCUUCGGAAGAGUUUCAAAAUAAAAAAUUUUCUGAUGAUUCAAAUAAUUCUAUAGAUACAAUAGAGAACAAAAGUAGUACAGCAUCGACAUUAUUAUCACCUAAUGAUGAUGAUGAUGAUGAUUGUUAUAAAUAUAAUAGUGAUGAUAUGUCAAAUAAUUUGAAUGAAAAAAAUAGUGAAAAGAAAUGUCCUCUUCGAUUUUUUUUAUCACCAAAAUCUUUUGAUUAUGAAUUUUUGAUGAAAAGAAUUCGUAAAAAAAAAGGAAGUAAUAAAUAUUCUAAAAUUCUAAAAUUAUAUUUUGAAAAAAAAAUAAAUAAAAUUAAAAAAAAGACAAAAUUGUCAUCUAGCAAUUUUGGUAAUAUUAAUAAAAAAACAAAAAAGUUUAUUAAAAAAAAUUCAAAACAAGUUGUAAAUUUAUUAUUAAAUUUUGAAGAAAGAAAUAAAAAUAAUAAUUAUGAUAAAAAAAUUAAUAAAAAUUUUAUAAUUAAAUUGUUAAAGAUAAUAUAUGAAAAUGUAUUAGAAGUGGAUAUAUAUAUAGUUGAUCAUAUUGUUAAUAAAUAUAAAGAUAGUAAUAUAAAAAAUGAUAUAAACAGAAAUUUAGCAUCUUUAUAUUUCCAAAAUAGUAUAAAAUAUAACUAUAAUUUAAAUAGUAAUUUAAAUAAAUGGCUAAUUGAUAGUGUUUUAUUAGAAGAAAAUGAGAGAAUACAAGUUAAAAAAGAUGUAAAAAGAAGUGUAAAUACCUGGAAUAUACAUAAAAAUGUUAUUUAUGAAAUUAAAAAAAAAUAUCAAUAUAUUUUAAAAAAUGUUAUCUGUAGUAUUUUAUAUAAGCAUUCUAAUAAAAUAUAUUAUGCCCAAGGAGUACAUGAUGUUUGUUUAGUUUUCUUAACUGUUUAUUGUCAUAAAUUUUUUAUGAAAUAUCAAAAAUAUGUUUUUUUAGAACAUUUUAUAUACAAACAUGCUAUAAAUAAAAUAUGUAGAGAUAUUUUUGAAAAAAAAUAUAAUCACAUUAAUUUACCAUUUCAUAAAAAAUAUAAAAAUGAUUAUAUGACUCAUACAAAUAAAAACAAUUUUGACGUUAAUUUUAUUCAUCCAUUUUCAUCAUGUUGUAAAUUUAAUGCACCUUCUGAAGAAUACACACAUUGUCAAACGGGUCUUGACGACCCAGCUUAUUCAAAUUUGUGGAAAAAAAAAAAAAAAAAAAAAUUGAUAAAUUCAAAUGAUAAAAAAAAUGGAACUACUAAUGUAAAUAUUGAUGAACAAAAAAAGGAAAAGGAAGACGAUCAAUAUGAUAUUCUUCAAAACAAUAUUAGUAAUAUGUUUUUAAUAGAAGAAAAAUAUAUUGAAAAAAUAUGUAUACUUAAUAAUAUCAAAAUUGAAAAAUAUAUAAAAUAUAAAAAAAAAAAAAAAAAAAAAGAAUAUAUAGUUUAUUUGCUUUGUGAAAGAUUUCUAUUAUUCUAUAUGAUAGAUUAUUUAACACUGUCUUUGGAUGUUUCAAUUAAAAAUACAUUUAAAGGUGUUGGGUUAUUAUUAAGAUAUUUGGAUGAAGAAGUAUAUAAUGUUUUUUGUAUAUUACAAAAUGAACAAGAAUGUGAAAAUAAAAAACAUAACAGUCAAUAUCGUAAUAAUCAAAAUAAUGGAAACUCACAAAAAACAUUACAAAAUAAAAAUGAUGAAAAAAACAAAGAUGAUAAUAAAACAGAAAAUAAGAAAAGUUCAUUACAACUUAGUGGAACAGAAUUUUUUUUUUGCUUAAGUUGGGUUGUUACAUAUUAUGCACAUGUCAUCACAGAAUUUAACAAGCUAGCUCGAUUAUUUGAUAUAUUAUUAUCAAAUGAUGGUGUUUUUAUUAUUUAUUUUACAAGUUCUAUUAUAUUACAUAAAAAAAAAGAACUAUUAGAAAUACUUGAUAAGAAAAAAAAAUAUUUAUUAUAUAAUAGCAUGUAUACAGAAAUACAUUAUAUAUUUCAAAAUUUAAAUUGGAAAGAUAUAAAUGUUGAACAUAUUAUUAACAAGACAUAUUAUUAUAUGACUCAUAAAAUAUCUUUUGAUAAAUUUUUAAAAGAAAUGAAAAAAAAAAUAGCAUUCCCACCCUUUUCUCCAAUAUACAGUUCACCAUUUAUUUUAUAUUAUUAUAACUAUCAAUCUCAACAAGGAGAAAAAAAAAACAAAAAAAUUCAAAGAUCUUUGAUAAAUUUUUAUAACUAUAGCCAUGGCCAAAAAUUGAAUAGGGGCCACGGCCGAGAUGAAGUUGAAAGAGGCCAAGUUGGAAAAGGCGAAGUUGAAAGAGGCGAAGUUAAAAGAGGUGAAGUUGAAAGAGGCGAAGUUGAAAGAGGCGAAGUUGAAAGAGGCGAAGUUGAAAGAGGCGAAGUUAAAAGAGGCGACGUUAAAAGAGGUGGCGUUGGAAAAAAGGGAAAUGUGUGUUUAUAUUACCCAUACUAUAUUUUAUACAAACAUAUAGAUAUAUAUAAAGAGAUAAUAAAAAAACAUAUACUUGUAGAAAUUUUUUUUCAAUAUAUUUAUUAUGAAUUUAUUAUAAAUUAUAAAGAAAUAUGUAAAAAAUAUGAUAUAUAUUUAACAGAUCAAUUUUAUGCUAUGCAAUAUAUUAAUAAUAAAAAUCAUGAUUAUAUUAAAAUAAUUAAAAAAAAAAAAAAAAUGGAAAAAAUUAUAUAUAAUAUGACUAAAAGUAUUACUUAUUUGUGUGCAGAUAAAUAUAGACAAAAAUAUUCAAAAAAAUUAAAACCGAUUUUUUUUAAUUAUAUAAAAUUAGAUAAUUUUUUACUUCCUUAUACAAAUUUAUUGGAAGCUGAGAAAAAUAAUUAUGAGACUGAUCUUUUUGAUUAUUUUUCACAAUUUAAUAAUAGUUAUUUUUUUUAUUAUAUAAAUAAAUAUACUAAAAAAUAUACUGGAAAAAAUGAUAAAGAUAAUUAUAUAGGAAUUAUUCCUCCUAUUUAUAAAUAUAUAAUUGAAGAUAGUAAAAUAAUGAAAAUUUGGGGACAUGACAAAAUAGAAUAUUUUAAAGAUAUUACAUACAAAAAAAAAAAUGGAAAUAUAAAAAAAACGAAAAAAAAUUUAAAUCAUAUUUAUUAUAUUCUUAAAACUUCGAUUCAUAAUUAUCCAUAUUCAAAUUUCUUUUUUAUAUUUUUUUUAAUAUCAGUAUUUUCAUCAUUUUGGUAUUUUCGUAGAUAA
Molecule: messenger RNA, 4485 nt
Organism: Plasmodium yoelii
Lineage: Eukaryota; Apicomplexa; Aconoidasida; Haemosporida; Plasmodiidae
Product: conserved Plasmodium protein, unknown function
Exons: 1
Coding region: 1-4485 (1494 amino acids)
Biological process (GO): positive regulation of GTPase activity; endoplasmic reticulum to Golgi vesicle-mediated transport
Cellular component (GO): endoplasmic reticulum membrane
Molecular function (GO): GTPase activator activity
Source: RefSeq, a predicted model, not a curated record